Molecule: messenger RNA, 3648 nt
Organism: Trichosporon asahii var. asahii CBS 2479
Lineage: Eukaryota; Fungi; Basidiomycota; Tremellomycetes; Trichosporonales; Trichosporonaceae
Exons: 11
Coding region: 1-3648 (1215 amino acids)
Biological process (GO): intracellular protein transport
Source: RefSeq, a predicted model, not a curated record
AUGGCUUCUUUCUUCGGAUUCGCUUCAGCGCCGGUGGAUGUGGAAAUUCGUUUAAACGGAGAGGACGAUCGGAAGCAAGUCGAAGUAAAGGGGGAGCACGACAAGAAAGAACUCUGCCCUGUGUACUAUGAUGGCGAAAGCGUGGAAGGCAAGGUUGUCGUUCGCGUUAAGGACGGGAAGAAGUUCCAACACGAUGGUAUCCGCAUUGAACUUGUAGGUUCCAUCGAGCUGUUCUACGAUCGGGGCAAUCGCUAUGACUUUGUAUCUCUCAGUCAAGAGCUUGCGGGGCCAGGAGAGAUGAGGCAGGCUCAGACCUUUGACUUCACAUUCAAGAAUGUUGAGAAGCAAUACGAGAGCUACUCGGGAAUAAAUGUGAAGCUGAGGUAUCACUUGAAAGAUGUCAUCGUUGGCAAGGUCUACUUCCUGCUAGUCAGAAUCAAGAUCAAACAUAUGGAGCUCUCCAUAAUCCGCCGCGAAACUACCGGCGCCGCACCCAACCUGUACAACGAGUCGGAGACGAUCACGAAGUUCGAGAUCAUGGACGGAGCUCCCGUGCGAGGAGAGACAAUCCCCAUUCGACUAUUUUUGGGAGGCUUUGAGCUGACACCGACAUUCCGUGACGUGAACAAAAAGUUCUCCACUCGAUACUUUCUCAGUUUAGUCCUCAUCGACGAAGAGAAUAGAAGGUACUUCAAGCAGCAAGAAAUUACGCUGUACCGCAUCCCGUUUCCGCUGACAGUGCUAGGUAUGCUCUUCGAAUUGCAGGCUAUCGAUAAGCGCCUCAAUCAGAAGGUACUUUUGAUGCAGGAGGCGGCCAGUGCUGCUCAGAAGGCUCAAGACUCUCUCGCAAGCUUCUCGUUGGAUCUUGGCUCGCUCAUCGGCCGCGAUGCUUCCAAAUCUCCGCGAUAUCCGGAGAAGUACAUCAAGACUUUGGAUGGUAUUCUUCAGAAAGUCGCUAUGGGCCAGGAUUCUAAGUUCCGGCGGGCUGUGGCCUUCUUCUGGUCGUCGAGCUGGGCGGAUAAGACGUUUCAGCGACAACUGAAAGAGUCUCGCAAACUCGAAGACAUCAUCCUUGCCUUCGUUUCAGCGGCGACCAAAUCUCUACGGAAGGAACACGAUUUAGCAGAUGGGGGUUGGAAAGCCGAACUCAACCCCCAGAUUCUCAUGUUUUUGGAUUUGCUACACGACAGUCUGAGCUCAGUAGGGUCAGGGGGGACAGAACUGCGGGCACGCUUGUCCACAUAUCGCUCUCGCCUCCAAAGCGACAACACUGGAGUCACAUCUUCAGCACCGACCGUGGGUGCAUUGCCAGAAGACAAUCGUCCGAUGGCUCGUUCUGCCUUUGAACUCGAUGUUGUCCUGAAAGUUCUACCCGUUGAGUCUUCCAAAUUAGCUGAGGCCGUGGAUGCCCUUCGCAGCAGCAGCUCUGUGGAAGCUGCUCUUGAGGAUCUCAAGAGAUUGGACGCCGGAAACGAAAGCCCUUACGACCGCGAUGAGUUUGCAGAUGAGCGAACGUGGUCAGACUUUCAAGCCCGAGAAAGGUCUGCACUAUUACAACUCUCGCGAGAGCUUCAAAACCUAGAGUUGACGAAAGAUCGCAGCGGCGAUCGAAGCGAGGUGAACGGGAUCACUGCUGCCCUGGACAGCACGGGGCUGGGACCUCAUCGCUUCUUCUAUAUUCCAACAGACCCACGCCAAACUUAUCGUCAACUCUUACGCGUGUGCUUGGAUUAUGACCUUCAGGUGCUUCGCACUCUGCCGGAGGACCAAGACGUCUCGCUUGGCAUUCUUUCCGCCGAGCAUACCGACUUUCUCACUGAAUGCGCCAAUCGGUGGCGACUGCCUUUGUCCUUCCGAUCCUGGGUGUUCUUGGAGGCAAUCCAAGAGCAUUACGAGCACGGCGAGGUACCCCCCGACUGCGUUUUUGAAGCUGUGGGAGGGGUAGGACGCGCUUCACAGGAGCUGCCAGUGUCCGAAUGGCCAGUAUCAGAUCAGAGCGGCCUGCAGACUGUGCUACUUCGAAGAAACACCUUCUUUCUAAACGAUGUCGAGGUGGCUUUGACUUCCCCCAAAGGGUAUCUCUCCCCAGAAUUCCGCCAGGCGGUGUCUCAAUGGCAAUUACUUGAUGCCACUGACGAGGACCACGUGGUGUUGCAGCGGAUACAACGCGCGAUCUGCGAUCGCUUGCGGCAACAAGCCUACACCAACUACAUUGAUGAAGCAAGCGAGAUGUACGCUAGAGAGGGAGGGAAGAACAGACAAUUUGCUCUGGCUCUGGCAUCGUGGAUCGAGUCAGGUGCUAAGAAGUUGGACAAGUGGUUCCCCGAACCCAUAUCCCCUGCCAACAGCCACUCAUCUUCGGUGACCGACCUCUUCGAUUCUUUCCACAGCGCUAUCUCGUUCCUCCUGGGUCUGAGAUGGGAUGACCCGGAACAAAUGGCUACUUUCGCAACGCGCUUGGCAAAGUCUUGUGUGAAAUUGAACAACAUUGACGCGAUGCGCCACCAACUUGACCGCCUGUACCUGGACAUGCGCGUUGAUGAGUUCGCGUCUCUGGACGUCAACCAACCGGUGUCUGCUUCUACGGGACAGAGCUCUCUGUUCACCAUCAAAAUUGUCUUAGGGGAAGGGCUUCAAGUCGAUGGUGGCGCCAAAGCUCCGGACAGCUUUGUGGUGCUUUCAGAUGAACAUGGCAAUCGAUACGCCAAGACCCGCACUAUUUACGAUGACUUCGAUCCGCGAUGGGAUGAAACGUUCGACAUCGCUAUCCGGCAACCAUCCUGGUUCAUGGUCACCGUCCGUCAUCGCAGUCUGUCAGGAAAGCAUGACCUUGUUGGCCGGGCCUACCUUCGACUCGACCCCUCGCAAUACGUGGAUUUCAUAAGCAAAGACGUUCUGUUACCUUUGAACACCAAGGGACACGUCUUGCUGCGCGUUAGCAUGGAAGGGGAACGUGAUGAUAUCCAGUUCCAUUUCGGCAGAGCCUUCCGAUGGCUGAAACGAACCGAGUCCGACAUGAUGACUCCCGUAUUGCGACAUACACUGUCGAGGAACAACAUCAAGUCGGUACUGAAACCCAACACCGGCAUUGACUACAACGACGCGUUGCGUAUCUCCAAUGACGCCAUAGGCCGGAUCUCGGCGGCGUAUCGUAACGCUGUUAGUGCAGCUCAAGGCGAUUACAGUAUUCCAUUGCCGCCAUCCGAGGUCCAAUCCGCGAAGUCGCAAUCUGCAACUCUUAAGCGCGGCCCUACAGAAGCAGAAAUCGAAACUGCGAUCCACCCUCUCUUCGAUUAUCUGGAUACCAACAACCACACCCUUGCUUCAACUCUCUCCUCUGACGCCAUGCAAAUGGUGAUGGCGAAGCUCUGGAAGCAGAUCCUGACGACUAUUGAGGCUCUCAUAGUGCCUCCGCUGAGCGAUAAGCCGAGCCAAAUGCGUGCCUUGUCGCAUAGCGAGCUGGACAUCGCUCUCCGGUGGUUGAAAUUCUUGAGAGACUUCUUCUUCGCAGGGGGUGACGACAGUGGGGUACCGCUCAACAUCCUGCAGAACGCGAAAUUUAACGAGAUCAUGAGCGUCAGCAUGUACUACGAUUGGAGCACCGACGAACUUAUGGAGGUAGGCGCUUACUCUGUUGACCCGAGCUGA